This is a messenger RNA of Dendronephthya gigantea, 978 nucleotides long. RefSeq names its product transcription intermediary factor 1-beta-like. Gene Ontology annotation, cellular component: chromatin; nucleoplasm. The transcript has a single exon. The annotation marks the transcript as partial. Gene Ontology annotation, biological process: positive regulation of DNA-templated transcription. Gene Ontology annotation, molecular function: zinc ion binding; ubiquitin-protein transferase activity. The record is from RefSeq and is a predicted model, not a curated record. Lineage: Eukaryota; Metazoa; Cnidaria; Anthozoa; Malacalcyonacea; Nephtheidae.
AUGGCUCGUGCUUUGGAAACUGACCCGAUCAAUAAACUUCAAGAAAAUCUACAAUGUACUGUAUGUCGGGAGCCGCUAAAAGACCCGAGAACUCUUCCUUGCUUCCACUCAUUCUGUAAAGAUUGUUUGGAAGGCGUUGUGAAAACUCGUCGUAAUAAAGCACCUCGCGGUCGACCAGUUCGAGACAUUCCAUGUCCAAAUUGUCGAGAGAUGUUUACACUCGAUCCUGACAAAAAUGUCGCCGACAUGAAACGAAAUCAUUUCAUCUGCAACAUGGUAAAAGCGACAGCCGUACUCAACCGAGAUCGAGGAACUGGCGUUCCGUGUUCACAUGAGUGUAGUCAAAGCUACUCAGUCGCUCGCUGUGUCACUUGUGAGAAGUUUUUAUGCCAAGAAUGUCUGACAGCCCACGACAGUUAUCGAGGACACACUGGUCAUUCUGUUCUAACGAUGGAAGAGUUGUCGAAGCCGGAGAAUCGUAAGAAAAUCAAUGACAAAAUGUAUUGCAAUGAACAUUCAGGCGAGAUAUUGAAAGUUUAUUGUGAAACCUGCGACCAGCUGAUUUGUAAGGACUGCAUGGAUUUUAGACACACGAAGCCAGAUCAUUCAUGUUUUCUUGCUAAAGAUGUCGGUGAUAAAUAUAAGGAACUACUAGCUUCAAAUAAUGAAACAAUGGAUGAUGUCCUAACUGAAGGCAAUGCCCUUCUUCAGAAAUUAACACGUAUGACAGAGGAAUUUGGUAAGGAAGUUGAGGAUGUCAACCGUAAAAUAAUACAACGAAAGAAGUCUGUGGCGAAAAUGGUUUGUAAAGUGUUGGAUGAAAACGGUGAAGAGCUUCUGAAAGAAGUAAACGAAAUUUAUAACGAUGAACAAGCAAAAUUAGACAAACAGACCAAAAAAAUAAAGCAGUAUGUAGAGAACGUACAAAAAUCUGUUCAGCUUUCAAAGAAAUUGGUCGAGGAAGGCACUGAAGAAGAA